Molecule: messenger RNA, 3011 nt
Organism: Athene cunicularia (burrowing owl)
Lineage: Eukaryota; Metazoa; Chordata; Aves; Strigiformes; Strigidae
Gene: HPS6
Product: HPS6, biogenesis of lysosomal organelles complex 2 subunit 3
Exons: 2
Coding region: 1-1842 (613 amino acids)
Biological process (GO): lysosome localization; organelle organization; melanocyte differentiation
Cellular component (GO): lysosomal membrane; BLOC-2 complex
Source: RefSeq, a predicted model, not a curated record
AUGUCUGCCUGGCGUGUUAGCAGGGGUGCAACAAACUUGGGUAAAUUCCUCCUCAUCUGGCAUCCCGAGAAGGCAAAGCUCACCAUCACAGCCCCCUCUACAGGCUUCAUCCACAGCAAAGUGCUGCGCUCCAGCAGCGAGUCAGACUUCAGGAAACUCCUGCUUGGUUCUGUGGGUCUUCUCUCAGGUUUGGCACCUCUGGACAUUCACACCUCUGCUGUGUCCAACGGUGAGGGUCUGCUACUGGUGAGCAGAAAGGGUGAUGUGAACAUGGUGGAGCCGGAUGGGACACAGAGGCAUAUCUUUGACCUGGAGGGGGGCCCUCUGGCCCAAGGAAGUCCUGUUCAGCUGAAGACCUUUGGCAGCAUCCUGGCCUGCGUGCUGGCCGGGGUCCUCUACCUCGUUGACCAGAACAGUGGAAGGCUCAUAGAAAAGAAAAUCCUGAGCAUGAAAGAGGUGCACUUCCUGGAGUCCCUAGGAGAGGAGGACAGCAUCCAGCUCCUCACUCAAACUGGCAUCUACAGCUUUAGCUUCUCCAAACCUGAGGACAGCAGCAGACCUGAGCCAUGCCUGGUGGAGAUGGUGUUUGAGGAAGCCUGCAGAUACUACCAGAGGAGGAGCCUCAGCAGUUCCAAGCUGACGGUGGAGAAGCUGAAGAAAGGUGGUGUGUUCCAGGCUCCUGUUGCUCUCACUGCCAUCCUGCAGCACAGUCUCCACCAGAAGCCAGCCCGAGGCCUGCAAGACACUUACACCAAGCUGUUGAGCACAAUGAGCCUGGACCUGCAGAGCUACAUGAGCCUGGAGCUCCUCAAGACCUGUGUGGUGUGUGCCCCAGAGAGUGAGGUGGAAAGCUACUGCGAGGAACUGGUGGAGCAGGAGGUCAGCCGUGUUCUGUGCUCUGACAUGGACAAGGACAAUUUGGCCUACCUGAACUCCGUCUUUGCCUCCUUCCCCAAGGCUGCCUGGAAGGCCACAAGGAGCUGCUUGCAGCUGCAGCAGAACGGGGAUGGCCUCUUGGUAGCCAGGGCCACCCCAGAGGUGUGGAAGAAAGUCCUGGGAGGGCCGCAGCAGGAGGAGGUGGGUCAGAAUGGGGUGGUCCCACUCUUUGAGCUCAUCUGCGCCUCCUUCCUGAGAUUCAAACCCAAGUGGCUGCCCAGUUUUGUGGAACUGACUCAGCAGUAUGUUAGCGUCUCUUGGGCAUACAGCAGCAAGGAGGGCCCAGAGGGCCGGGUGCCACUGUACAAGAGAGCGCUGGGAGUACUGGCCAGGAAGAACAAGCGCAGCGUGGCAGAUGAUGAGAUGGAGCUCGAACUGAUGCUCUGCAGCAAGAGGCCUAAGGCCGUGCUGCAAGCUCUGCACCUUCUCAUCCGCCUGAAGCAGUGGCAGCGGGUGGUGGAGGUGGCAGAGAAGUUCUCCAAACUCAGCCCCUUGCUUAACAAGGAGAUAUUCACCACACUUCUGGCAGAGUUUGCCCAGCACCGGGAGCUGGACCCUUAUUUGGACAGGCUGUGGCUGCUGUGCCCCGCUGAGCUCACCACCUCUGACAUCCUCACCGUGGUCCUGAAGCACCUCCCAGACUCCCAGGGGGACCCAGCACCCUUCUCCAGCAAGGGGAACCAGCUGACUGUAGGCUUGCUCAAGCCGCUGCUGCAGAGGGUUAUGCAGCGUCCCUGCAUCCAGGACGAGAUGUACUCGGAUGCCUUGCAGAGCCCCACCUUCCCCCCUCCUACCCCACCCCGAGAGCACAAGGUCCCCUCAAAAGCAGCAGCUGAUGAUGCCCCUCAGCCACCCAUGGCAAGGACUUCCUCCCCCUCCACACCGGCACAGGAUGACACUGCGUGAAGGGGGAAAGCACAACGGCAUCCCAAGCCUUGGGUGCAUGGGGAGGGGAAAGCCGCAUCCACCCCAGGAAAUCCUGCCCUGCCUGGCAGACUGGAAGCCUGCUCCUUUCUGAAGUCUCCCUGUGGCAACAUCUCGAAGAGUCUGUCGGGUGUCUGGGGCUGGGGGAUCUCAUCUGAAGCCAGGGCAGGCUUUCUGGCUAUUUCUAGCAAGUGCAAUUGCGUGUGCCCCAGUGGAGGAGCAAAUGCCGGGUGCAUUUGCAGAUGAAAGUGCUGGCUGCACUACAGGGCUACAGAACUGCUCCCUGCCCAAAGCACUUUGUUUUCGGUUUUCUUGGCUCCUUUAUAACUUCACUUCUACUUCCCUGAUCCUCUAGGAGUGGUGGGCAGGCACACACACCAUCUUUCCCUCCCCGUUCUCUGCUCAGUGGGUUGGGGGUGCUUCCAAGCUCUGCCUGUGAGAAGCUGGGCAUGUUUCUUGCAGUGGAGCUGCUGAGUCCUGCUGCUCUGGGCUCAGUCAGAUGCCAAAUGCCCAUGUGGUGCAGCUCCAUGGUACUGGGGGUCCCAGCACACGCGCUGGCAGCUGCAGCGCUCUGCACACUGUCUCGCCGCAAUUCCUCUGGGAUCAAUCCUGUAGCUGUGACUGAUUGCAGCUACUUAGCUGGAGAGAGCAGCCUAAUUCCCUUAUCUCUCUAUCCCAGACGGUACCCAAACUCUCUUCUGAGCUGAGAAGCUGGCAGCAGCCUGUGCAAGCUUGAGGCUGGCCCUGCCUCUCCCUUUCCUUUGUGGAAGCUUAGAUUAUGCUGCAGGACACCCGGGCCCUCUGUUCCCAUCUCCCCUACCUUUGCCCUUUGCACACAAAGGGGCUUUGUCAGGGUUGUCUGGCUCAUAUUGUGCCUCUAUUUGCAAAGUCAGUGUAACUUGAGAGCAAUCAUGCAGGAAGAUCCAGGUUCCAGCCUCUCUCGAGAGCUUACUGCCUGGCCCCCUCCUCCAGGAGAGAGACCCUGGCUGGGGCUUUGCCCCUCCAUCUGGGCUGUGGUAGGAAGGAGCUGCCUCUUGCCUGGGCUGGCAGAGCCCAGCAGGGAUGGGAUGGGGGAGAUUCUCCUGCAUUAGUCCUCUUGAGAGUGCGGUUCAGUGUGGAAGACAGAUGCCUUUUAAAAAUAAAGUUUCCUA